AUGGCCUUUCGGAGAGCCUUCGCCGCGGCGACUCUAGUUGCUGGCACGGCCGCGGCCCAAGUUGCCACAUUCUCCUCCGGUGGUUAUGGGGUUGCAGUCAACGUCCCGUCAGACACAGCCUCGUCUGGGAGUGGGCCCAUCUACCUCCAAAUCAGUGCUCCCAGUGGCACAGAAUGGGUUGGCAUUGGACAAGGCUCAAGAAUGUCGGGUGCAAAUAUGUUGGUGGUUUAUGCUGCCGACAGCUCGAAUGUGACCGUCUCCCCGCGGCUAGGCACGGGUCAUGUCGAGCCUAAGGUCAAUUCAAAUGCACAAAUCUCCGUGCUCGAGGGCAGCGGUAUCACCAGUGAUGGGCAAUUGAUUGCCAACAUCCGAUGUGACACGUGCCUCAGCUGGAGCGGCGGCAGCAUGUCCGUGACCGACAAAUCCAGCAAAUGGAUUUAUGCUUACAAGUCUGGGGACGCCAUCGCCUCGACCAGCACCGAUGCCGAUAUCUCCCAGCACGACGAGAAUGGCGCUUUCACGCUGGACCUGACCUCCGGGACUGGCGGUAGCUCUGCCAACCCCUUUAUAUCCUCUUCUGACGGUUCUUCAUCCUCCGCAACUGGCAGUGCGGCGACCGCUUCCACAGCCACUUCAACCGCCACGGCAGGUGUUUCAAACCCUCUGGCAAGCUCGAACCCGUCAACCGUUGGAUCCAGUCACACGUCCGUCGGUGGGCCAGACGACAAGCUUCGAAUUGCCCAUGCCAUUGUCAUGCCGCUGGUGUUUGUGCUUCUGUUCCCCUUCUCUGCUCUCACAAUCUAUCUGCCGUAUCAUGAGAAGGUCCGACAUAUUCAUGCUCCCCUGCAGAUCAUCAGUCUGUUGCUUAUGAUUGUUGGCCUCGGUCUCGGUGUACAACUCGCCAAGCAACUGGAUGAACUUACUGGCUACCACCAAAACCUGGGUUACGUCCUCGUGGUGUGGAUGGGCAUCAUUCAACCCGCCUUGGGUCUGGGCCAGCAUCUGCACUUCCGAAGGAAAGGCACCCGCAGCCCCAUGGGUCACACCCAUCGCUGGAUGGGCCGAUUCUUCAUUAUUUUGGGCAUUGUCAACGGCGGUUUGGGCUUGAAGCAAUCUGGGCCCAUCGGAAACAAGAAUGCUCCGACCUGGUCUGUUAUUCUAUACAGCGUGGUCUCUGCAGUAUGUUUCAUAUUGUAUGUUGUCGUCAUCACUGGGGCGGGGCGUACCCGGAGGAGUCCGGCCAACCCAAACAGUCUUCCAGGCGAAAAGCCCCGGCCACGGACACAAGAAUAUGAGCUUCACGGCCGGUAA
Molecule: messenger RNA, 1311 nt
Organism: Exophiala dermatitidis NIH/UT8656
Lineage: Eukaryota; Fungi; Ascomycota; Eurotiomycetes; Chaetothyriales; Herpotrichiellaceae
Exons: 2
Coding region: 1-1311 (436 amino acids)
Source: RefSeq, a predicted model, not a curated record